GCCAUGGCGACGUAAACCGAAGGCCCGGGCUCCGGGAGCCGAGCCCAGGUGCCGCAGAGGCUUCGGAGCGAGGGCGGGCGUGCGGAGCCCGUGAGUUGGAAUCUGCUUUAGCCAAUGGCAAGCUUCUCGGUGAGCGCUUCCUCCUUUGCCCGGAUGUCCAAGGUCCUGCCUCCUAUGGUCUCCAAGGGCAUAAGUUUCAACAAGAAGAGCCCGGAAUCCAUGGACAAUAGUUCUUCUUCAGUCAUUGAAGAAAAAAAGAAACAUGCGAAAAAAACCAAAGGUUCUGCGAUUGUUCCCGACCAGUCGGCUAAUCCUUUCCAUGUCUCUGGGGACGUGGAUUUCUUCUUGCUCAGAGACCAGGAGCGGAUUAAGUCUCUAUCACAUCGGGAGCAACAGAAGCAGCUGCGGGUGCACGAGAAGAUGACCUACUCGUCCCAAGUGGCGGCCAGGCACGCCAGCCUGCGGCGCGAGCUGCAGCGGGAGGGCGAGGUGGCGGACCGGGAGGCGCGCGCAGAGCAGCUACGCAUCUUCCACGAGCAAACGGCCUGGAAGCUCGCCAUGACCCGAGAAAGGAAGACGGAACCUGAUGACAUAAACAGCUACAUCGACCAGAAGCGGCAAAUGUUCCUCAUCCAGUACGCCCUGGAUAUGAAGCGGAACGAGAUCCAGCGGCUGGAGAGGCUGGCGGCCAAGGAGGAGGCCGAGCUGGAGCGGGCGGAGAAGUUUCUGGAGAAGGACGCUGCUCUAUUUGACGAGUUCCUCAGGGAAAACAACCGCAGCUCCGUGCAGGCCCUGAGAGUGGCUGAGAAGGAGGCCAAAGCAAAGAUGGAGAAGAUCCUCGAGAUCCGUGAUCUGACCACCCAGAUCAUGAACAUCAAGAGUGAAAUCUCCAAAUUUGAAGACACUCUGCAGCAUUACAAGGUCUACAAGGAUUUCCUGUACAAGCUGUCGCCCACGGAGUGGCUGGAGGAACAGGAGGGAAAGCGCUCGGCUCUCGCAAGGACCAAGGAGGCGGUCGAGGCCUUCAAGGAGAACGCGCUGCUCUCGGCACUCAGGGACAGAGGACCAGAGAUCAAGGGCCAGACGGGCCUCAGAGGUAUGUGGCUGCCCCAGGCUGGAGGGGCCCUGCUCCGGGCUGGGGCAGAUGGACAGCCCUCCUCUGCUUCCUCCAGAGGAGCAGGGCCCAAGGAAGCCCACCAGGCUCCUGCAGGUGACGCAGCUAAGGCAGGUCCCGUCUGGCACUGUCCACCACCAGCAGGGCACCCAGCCCAGUGCGCCUGGCAGGCUGGACCCCAGAAGGGCCCGUUCUACCCUCCCCGUGCAGGAGGACCCAGACGGCGACGGGGAGGUCAGUGCCUGCUCUGGGCGGGGGCCGCAGGAGCCGGGCCCGCACCGUCCAGCAACCCCACGUGGCUCUGGUUGCAGGAGCGGGAGCUGGAGCUGUACUUCACGGAGCCCCAGCAGCUCCUGGAUGUCUUCAUGAAGCUGGAAGAGCAGAACCUCUCGCUGGUCCAGAACACCCAGGAGAUGGAGGAGGCCUUGGAGGAGCUGAGCUUCACCCUGAAAAACACCCAGAUCCGCAUGGACCGGGAGGUCGGCCAGCUGAAGCAGUGGAUCACCACGCUAAUGAUGUCCAUCGCCAAGGAGGAGGAGAUAGCCGCGGAGCUGGAGCUCAAAGCCCGCAUCUUCCAUUUUGGCGAGUACAAGGGUGAUCAGGAGGACAAGCUGCUGGAGAGUCUGAACCGCAAGGUGCUGGACGUGUACCGGCACUGUGUCGGCAGCCAGCAGGAGUCCGGCCUGGGCACCGUGAAGAUGCUGGCCACCAUCGAGCGCCAGCUGGACGAGCUGCUCGAGAACCUGGAGCGGGUGCCCCAGGUGAGGCUCGAGCAGGCCGAGAAAGCCAAGGAGAAGGAGCGCCGUCUGAGACUCCGGGAGGAGAAGCUAAAGCUGCAGAAGGAACUGCAGGAGGAGCGUCUGCGGCGGGCACAGGCUCGGGCCCAGGCCGAGGUCAAGAGGAAGAGGGGCAGGAGGCUGGUGUGCCGCUCGCGGCCGCCCGCCCUGAAGAGCAAGGAGGAGUCCGGGCCCGAGCUGAUGGUCAAGGGCACGCUGGAGCAGCUGUUCUUCUUCACGUAGCGCUCGGCCGCCUGCCGGCUAAGGAGAAGCAGAGGUGGCAGGGCUGGCGCGACAGGCUGCGGCGGGGCUGGCGCCGUGACCCCGCUCCCACGCUGUCCCUCAGCCUCACGCGAAAUAAAAGCUGUGUCGCUCUGGUACCUCGAGGCCUGUUCCAGGAGGCAGACGCUACGGCAAAAUGUCA
Molecule: messenger RNA, 2314 nt
Organism: Eubalaena glacialis (North Atlantic right whale)
Lineage: Eukaryota; Metazoa; Chordata; Mammalia; Artiodactyla; Balaenidae
Gene: CFAP100
Product: cilia and flagella associated protein 100
Exons: 15
Coding region: 115-2133 (672 amino acids)
Cellular component (GO): ciliary basal body
Source: RefSeq, a predicted model, not a curated record